GAUAGAGAAAGCUCGACGCAUCUUAAAUAAAAAAGUGUGCUUGAUGGACUGUCGUUGAUUGUUAUGACAUCCAUGUGUAUCGAAGUGGACUGGAUACAAAUCAUUGCCGCAAGCUUUUCUUACAUCAGUCAUGGCAAACGUGUUAGAACUGUUCCACUGUGCAGUGAAAUCUGAAAACUACAAGGAGGACUACUUGGCAGGUACUUCUCUAGCUCUAGCAUCCCAUGAUGCACAAAAAAUUUGUAAGCUCUUUUCCUCCUCUAAUACUUAUUCGCCUUCCCCAUUGGUGUAGUCGAUAGUUGCCCUGCUGCGUUUGUGAAACACAGCAAAGUUGCAACUAACACAGCUUACACAAUAAUUUUUUUGUCCCUACUCCUGGAUUUGAUUCCCGUACUGAUGUUUCCAGACUUUUUUAUUUUAAAAAAAACAAGGUUUUUAGUGUCUGCUGGGUAAAAAAUAUAUAUAGUAUGAAAAAGAUUGAAUUUUAUCUUGCAUCGCUCGAUAAAGACUGCAAGAAGAGGAUGGUAAGCCACUCCUUGUACACGUCAACUCGGUGGCAACUGGGAAGAACAGCCAUGAAUGAGGCAGCGAAAGUCAACUUUCUCUUUUACUCUCAAGUGCUAGAUAAUUUGGUGGGAGUUUAUCCACAGAUUAUUUUUUUAUAUUUUUUAGUUGCCAUUGAUAUUUAAUUGUGUGAGUGCAAGUGGGUGUGUUUAUUGUGUGUAAGGGGGAGAGAGAGAGAGAGGUUUGGUACGAAUCAGAUGGAGGAUAAUGGGGGAAGCGGUGGCCGAGAUGGCAUCGGAGAAGAAGCGGCGGCGGCCCCAAGGGCGGGGGCGCCACCGCGGCCUACCAUAACCCUCCCUCCCCGCUCCUCCUUCGAGAGCCUCUUCCGCGGGGGCGCGUCGGAGCUGAGCCCCGGACCGCUGACGCUGGUGUCGAGUUUCUUCGCCGAGGACCCCGACUCGGAGUGCCGCUCCUUCACUCAGCUUCUUGUCGGCGCGAUUAAUUCUCCGGUGGCGGUGGCGAGGAGGACAGGAGGAGCUACGAAAGAGCAGGGGAAGGAUGCGAAGAAGCUCUCGAGCGAUGGCGAGGAGAGUGGUGGCGGUUUGGUCCGUUCGGGGUACAAUCAGCCACCGAGCCUGGCGAUUAACCACCCGAAGAUUUUCACUGUGCCGCCUGGGUUGAGUCCUACUGACUUGCUCGAUUCUCCUUCUUUCUUUUCUUCUGCCCUGGGUAAUUUUGCAAUGUCCCACCAGGAGGCUCUUGCUCAAGUCACUGCUCAGGCUGCACAAUCUCCAUUUAGUAUGCUGACCAAAGCAGAGCUACCUUCACCUUUCUCAACAGAAAUGACAAAAUUCUCAUCACAACCAAUCCAGGAGAGUCCUCCUAAACCUACAUAUUCUAGUACAAAAUCUGAGGAAGGUUCACAAACUUUUAAUCAAAAAUCUCAACCUAAUACAACUGUUGUUGGCAAACCUUCUCAUGAUGGUUACAAUUGGCGGAAGUAUGGGCAGAAGGUUGUAAAAGGGAGUGAAUAUCCUAGGAGCUAUUACAAAUGCACUCAUCCAAAAUGUCCAGUUAAGAAAAAGGUCGAGCGUUCAGUUGAUGGUCAAGUAACUGAAAUAACAUAUAAGGGCCAACAUAACCAUGAACUCCCUAAACCAAACAAACACACCAAGGAAGGUAAUUCUAGUAGAUUGAAUGAGACUAAUGGGCACAUUGACAAUCUGGAACCAGGUUUUCUUGGUUGUCAUGGUAAUUUCAGCAAACCAAACAGUGAAAACACUGCUCUGUUUUCCAGUAAAGACCGAGAAUCAGGAUAUGGUUCACCAGAACAAUUAUCUGGAUCUAGUGAUGGUGAAGAAGUAAUUGAAAGUAGGCCGGAUGAGGAGGAUGAGGAUGAGUGUGAUCCCAAAAGAAGGAACGUGACAGCAUCUUCUCAAAAGACUUCUAAUGAGCCUAGGAUCAUCGUCCAGACAAGAAGUGAGGUUGAUCUUCUUGAUGAUGGCUACAAAUGGCGCAAAUAUGGGCAAAAAGUAGUAAAAGGAAAUCCUAAUCCAAGGAGCUACUAUAAAUGCACUUAUGCUGGGUGCAGUGUGAGAAAACACAUUGAAAGAUCUCCGACCGACCCCAAGGCUGUAAUUACGUCUUACGAGGGAAAACACAACCACGACAUCCCAGCUGCUAGAAAUAGGAAGCCAUAAACAGUGAUUCCAAAGCUGCUCCCAACCCUGCAUAACAUGUGAAAUCAUCGCGAAAAGCCAAUAUUAUUUCUCCAACUUAAAGAAGCAGAUAAGCAGUAGUAUGAGUCUUUCGCUGGCAAUGCCUUUCAAGUUAGAGCAAAGAUCAUGGAGCAUGAACUGCAUUUUUAGGUGCCACAGAUUUGAAAGAAAGUUCAACAAAGGCGCUUAAACAUUCUCUACUGUAACAUUAUUCAACCCCGUCGUAGUUCUGUAUUUGUUGUUGUGUCAUUAGUGUGCUGGUACAUGUUUGUUGAUUGCAAUUAUCUUAUGUAUUAUUUUUAAAUUGUAGUUAGGCAAUUCACAUUUUCUGUUGUAUAUCAUUUGUGCAACAUAAAAUGAGAAGAAAAAAAAUUGUAAAUGUGUUCCAUUUGUGUCCAAAAUAUGGGCACCAGGAGGAGGAAUGGUAAAUUAUGGAUUUUUUUUAUUUCA
This is a messenger RNA of Zingiber officinale, 2672 nucleotides long. RefSeq names its product probable WRKY transcription factor 4. NCBI's taxonomy places the organism in Eukaryota, Viridiplantae, Streptophyta, Magnoliopsida, Zingiberales, Zingiberaceae. Gene Ontology annotation, biological process: regulation of DNA-templated transcription. Gene Ontology annotation, molecular function: DNA-binding transcription factor activity; sequence-specific DNA binding. The transcript is spliced from 4 exons. The record is from RefSeq and is a predicted model, not a curated record. Bases 762 to 2204 code for a protein of 480 amino acids.